This is a messenger RNA of Crotalus tigris (Tiger rattlesnake), 2346 nucleotides long. It is a transcript of the gene CISD1, whose product is annotated as CDGSH iron sulfur domain 1. The coding region runs from base 107 to 433 and encodes 108 amino acids. The transcript is spliced from 3 exons. The record is from RefSeq and is a predicted model, not a curated record. Lineage: Eukaryota; Metazoa; Chordata; Lepidosauria; Squamata; Viperidae. Gene Ontology annotation, molecular function: 2 iron, 2 sulfur cluster binding. Gene Ontology annotation, cellular component: mitochondrial outer membrane; intracellular membrane-bounded organelle. Gene Ontology annotation, biological process: regulation of autophagy.
AUGUUCGGGACCUUGGAACGCAGGCGCAGUUCGCCCUCUGGGCACAACCUCGCGUGUCCUUUGCUUGGAGAGUAGAGCGCCUGUGGAGCGUGAGCCGGGCGAGACGAUGGGGCGCGGCUCGAAUUGCUCUGUGAGGGUUGAAUGGAUUGUUGCAGUCGCAUUUGCUGCAGGAACAGCAGCUAUUGGGUAUCUUGCUUACAAAAAUUUUUUUAGCAAACGCAAAGGCUGUAAUGGAAUGGUGAACCUCCAUAUUCAGAAAGAUAAUCCCAAGGUAGUUCAUGCAUUUGAUAUGGAAGAUUUGGGAGAGAAGGCAGUUUACUGCCGAUGUUGGAGAUCUAAAACGUUCCCCUUAUGUGAUGGGUCUCAUACAAAACAUAAUGAUGAAACGGGUGACAACGUGGGACCUCUAAUCAUCAAGAGGAAAGACGUGUGAACAGCAGAUAGCUGAUACACCAUCAAUACGAUAUUGUUGUGUUUUCUGCUCACCAGUGAUUGGUGUGAAAGAAGAUAUUAAUUUCACCGAAGAUGUUUAGAUGUGGUAUACAAUACACUGCAGCACCUGUAGUUCAUGUUGCUUACUUAAAACACUACAAUGUGUAUGUUAGAAACAAUACCUGUGACUUGCUGAUUUUUUUGUCUUGUUAAAUGCACAUUCUCAUUAAGUGUAAAAAAUAAAAACCCUUUAGAAGGUACUUGAAACAAUGGAGAUGAUACAUUAAAUUAUUUUCAAAUACAUUGUGUUCCCCUAAAUUGUCCUUGCCAAGAGUCAUGAGAUUAAACUAUAUUUUUGUCAAUCUCUAAAUAAUAUCCAGCUUUCUGCCUUUUAAAAAAACAGAUAUGCAGCAUGCAAGGCAUCCAAAAGACCAAAAUGUAUACAUUUUAAGUAUGCAGAAACAUUGCAGUUGAAAAGUAUUCCGCACAACAUUGGCAGGCACACAGCUUACUGCCUUAUGUAUCUCUUCUUGCAUAUCUGUGGCAGGGUAGAAUGUCUGGCUGGAGGUAAGUGGCUGGGUCUGUGCAAAGAUCAUGAACUGUUUUAGAAAAGGCAGAUGACUGCAUAAGCCCAAGAAUGUGUCAGAAAAGCGGAAAAUGCUAGAAUGCACCUGUUAAUUGGCACAUGCUUUAGAAAAAGCAGGAAGUGCGUUAUAUUUCAGAUGCUGUAGGACAUGCUACUGGAGAGGACAUCACCCUAUUCAUGUGGAAUGAAACAGAAAAACAACCCAAUCUGUCAAGUUCAGAAUUACACCCCCUGGGAUAUGAAAGAAGACCAGGUGGCUUGUGCGAGUAUGGAAAGAUAUAGAGGAUCAACUGGACUGAAUAUGCAGAGAUUCAGAUGCUGAACAGUAGAACUUUGUGAAUUAAAAGCUUUAGUAGGAAGACAGCAAGGAAAAAAACUGAAGGGACAUUCCAGCGCCACUAACUGGUAUAGGAGUGGAAGAAGAAAGCAUACUUUAUAUACUUGUGGAUAAGCUGAGGAUUUUAGAUGCCAAAAUGCACCCCAAUAAUUGGGCUUAUCUUAUGUGUGGAUGGGCUUGUGAGAAUAUAGUGUGUGGUAAUACUUUUUUAACCAAGUUUUUAACCAGAAUACCAUGAAAAAUGUGGGUCAACGUAUACAUGGAUGGCAUGUUUUUCAUGGUAUUUUGGUUAAAAAAUUGAGGGCCAAUUUAUCCUUUAACAGGCUUAUUAAGCAAGUAUAUAUGGUAAUUACAAACAAAGUGAGAGAGAUGAAACAGGACUAUUAAGAAGGUUGCAACUUGAUUUGUGUGUAUUUCUUAUUCUAACCAGAUAUAGAAAAACAUACUGGUUUUGCAAAUAAUGUUUUCACUUGUAUAAAUUACUAGAUCACACUGCAUUAAGGUUUAGUACCCUGAACAAAAUCCCUCAUUUGUUUAAUAAUAGGCUCUGGGUGUGUCUAUAUUAGUUCCUAUCCUGAUCCACUCUCUGACAAUAUUGACUCCUUGAGCAGUAAACCAAUAUUCCAAGUUCUGCUACCUCAGCUGGUUAGGAACCAGAAUGCCUGGUUUUCUGUCCUUAAUGGUAGUAAUAAACCAAUAAAACAAUUCUACAUUGUUUACUGGCUAGUGUAUUACACUAUGAAGUAAAGCAGUUCUGUCCAGUUUUGGGGGAGGAGAAGAAUAUUGGGAGGGAGUCCUUUGAAAAAAGAGAUAGCUGGAGUCCUAAAUGAAGAGCUUACUUCAGGCAAAUUGAAUUAUUUAGCUACAGAGUGGUUAGAAUUGUAUUAGGGUUUUUUUAAAAUUAGAGUGGCUUUUUUAGUAUUUUUAUCUUUUUAAAGUGCUCUUGUGUAUCCUCUUUUGGUACCUUUAAUAAAGUUGAAUUUUGCUUAAA